CCAACAUCCAGGUCUAUUGGUGGUUUGAUUCCGUCGCUUUGCUCUUCACAGGCCAAACUUACAGCUUGCAUUACUUCUUUGCGAUUGACAACACAUUAUUCUUGCUAUGGAAAUUACCUCCCUCUUGGAUAAUCAGUAUCCACUAUGGACAUUGCAGUACCUCUUUCGAGCAGCAAUUCGCAUGCCUUUACGCCAGUUAGACGGCGCGAAUCCACCAUUAAUACCAGAGUAUUCGAUGCGGAUCAGGAGCAGGAGUGGACAGCUGCACGUUGCCACCGACUCCUCCGAGCCUUGACCUCGAGAGUUGCCAUUCUCAAAAAGGAUAUUUUGUGGCUUCAGGACACAGCAAAAGAGAAUAUUCGGAAUGAAAGGGCAACCAUCCCACAGGAUUCGAGAAGUGCCGAUGCAGAAUGGACCAAAACGAAAAGAAGGAUCAGACAAACAUAUUCUAGCAGAGGAGGAAGAAGUGGGAGUAACCCACAAGCUACGAAACGAGGUCUUCGAAGUGCAGCACCAAAAAGAGAGAGGGGUUCAAUACUUCCUGGUGAAAUCACAAUACCAACGCCUAUACUUGCUCGAGCUAGGGGCAACAAACCUCCUGUGUUCCAAGCACCAUGGUCGGCACACGAUGAGCCACGUGCAGAAGUUGUCCGAGCAAACAAGCGUCCUAGAACACGGUACCCAGCCAAUGACGGAGAUGGCCAAUUCCACCAAUCCGAAACAUUACGAGAAUUGCGGCAGAAGAUUCCUGCAUCACGAUAUACGAUAUAUGAGGGCAUAUACAAUGGACUGGAAGCAUUGCUUCGCGCCACAACCAAGGAUGGAACAGCGGCAACCACAAAGCCAAAAGGAGCCAGGUCUUUGCUUUCAAUGACGCUCCAUGCUGUUCCGCGAUAUAUUACCCAACAAGAAGGAUUGAUAGAGGCACACAUGGAAGCAACUGGUAGCAGAAAAGCUCUUGACCAAAGAGAUAUCUCAACCGAGAUAUAUGACGAACUAGAGUCAUUUGGACCAUCCAGAUAUGGUUGGAAAUGUUUGAAGGACGUAGUUCGAUCCCACGGAAUUCAGGUCAUCCGUGAAUCUGUCCACUCGGGCUUAUUCGAAGAUUCUUUCUGUGGCGUCUUGAUUGCUCUUUGCGUUAACACAUUUGCUAUUGAAGAAGCACAAUCCAUUCUUUCAGCACUUGUAUCUUCGCGGGAAUACCCGAGUCCGAGGACUCUAUAUGAUACGCCUAGCCGACCAUUGAGAAUGCUGUCAAACUUCACCGACUUUACCAGCCUCGCCUCCUUCCAGUUCAGGGAACUGUCAAGUAUAAUGGCCAGCGGAUUAUUGCCGCUUGAAUGGCUCGCUACCAAAGAGUUUGGAUCUAUCUGGACUAAAGCCAUGCAGCGCAUCUCUCCUGGGCAAAUUGAUGAUGACGCCAUAGCGUUCCUGGAUAAUGCCCUAUCUCUACUCUCUUCUGCUGGGCCAAGUCCGUCGACAUCUGGAAGCAACGCAGUCACUGAAGCAGUUAAGAACACUUUUUCGAGUCUGCUUACUACUCUCUCGUCGAUUGUUAUCCUGAGCAAGGAGGCGCAGCGAAAGGACAACUACAAGAUCGCACAUCAAUCUACCCAAUAUGAUCACAUCACCGCAAUUCUGGGCGGGUGUUUGGUCGAAUGCGGAUCUGCUGAUAAGCAGAUAUUAUUGCUCCUGUCGAAUCUGAUCAUCCAGGGUGACAUUGUCAAACAGGAAGAUCAAAAUUGCUCUUUGGUCGAUUUACUCCUGGCUCGACUGCAACACAAGAGCAUCUCGGCAGCUUCACCUUCAUACUUUCAAGCUGUUAAUCUCAUUUGUCAGGUCGCUAGAUGUUGUGGCAGAGCAUCCACUAGCCCAGGGCUGGCGCAUCUCGAACAAAUACACCUUCUCAUGUUCGCAGCAGCUGCUGAGAAAGACGAAACUAGUAUUGUUCAGGGAUUGAUCGUCGACAGCGCCUUUGCCUUUGCCCAGAAAGUCCCGGAUCGCGAGCAUAUCGACUAUGCCGCCAUCGUGGACGAACGAUAUUCUGCUAGAAGACUCGACGUUGAAAUCGGCCUGCAUGAAACCACAGGUAAGGAUUGCGACGAGGACCUGAGUGGAUUCCGUUGGGAGGAAGGGAUUGGCGAGUGGGUAACUGCGACGCCUGCUGGCGUUGCUAAGACAAAGGCCGUUGCUGCCAAAGCUUUCUGCGGCUAUUCCGAGUUUGAUACCCCCUAUCGGCCUCCGCCAAAAUUGCGAAGAUUGGAAAGCCAGGUAGCAGCAGUUAUGUAUCGAAAUGCUUCGCCAUUCAGCAGUCCGAAUUUUGACGAUUCAGUACGAGUUCAGUCUUUGAGUUCUCGAAGCGGAUCAGUAGGCGCUGUAACGGACAUUGCAUCUGAGGAUGACAAGCCUGCCCACAACGACAUAACAAUAUUGACUAACAGUUAUGAUGAGCUUGACUCUGCUGUAUUCCUAGGAAAGGCUGACUCCGAAGAUGAGGCUGACUUAAGUGAGAUGGACGUUUCAGUCCCCGAUUAUUCACUUAUCUGGAAUGGUUCCACGACAUCAUUGGCAAGCAUGGCGUCUCCUGAGCGACGGCCAAUUGACAGAGGACCAAGGCUGAAGAGAAAGUUACUUCGCAACAGUCAUGAGUGGCAAAAUCUCGAAGACUCAUUCGUUUCUACCGCGACAGCCGCAUGUUCGAAUGAGGGUGGCGGAUCUACAGGAUAUCGUGAGCACGUUGAUCGAGCACCAAGGCUAGGGCGGAGGGCGCUUCGCCCGAGCCAAGCGUGGAAGUUGUUCGAAGACAGCGAUGAUGAGCUGAGUAUCCUCUCCGGAUCAUCUCGUAGCGAUCAAGCAUUGAGGGAUGCCACAAGCUCAGGAAAGUCUAAUGCUCGGCGUCCACGUCAGGUGACGGAAGCAAUCCCACCAAAGUCCAGUUCCCUGAGCAUCGCUCCUCUCAGCGACAGCGAAGAUGAGUUGUGCAUUUAAAUCCGCAGUGUUCCCUCAGCAUCAAAACAUACAACGCCUAAAGACGCGGACACAGGAUGCUUGACGUUGAAAUUGGAGUAUGGUCUUCGCGUACACACCAUCUACGGACCGAUAGGAUUAGGAGUCAAGUUCGAUCUGGUUGGGCCGGGUGAAAGAUGGGAUUGCAAGCCGACGUCAGCAUCCCUCGAAUAGCGAGACGAAUGUCUAACCGUCGACCGAAAGAUGUGAAGGGUGCCGAGAAACGUCUAUUCUUGCUUCCUCGUAAUUUUCUAUUGGUAGUUCAAGCACUUCUUUGCACAGCCCUGCCACGAUGUCUGCAUCACCACUGCACCCAUCCCUACUUGUCGCUUCGGGAUUGAUACGUGAAUAGAGCAACUCGAGCACAAUUCCCCGCCUGACGAAUGCGUGCAUGCAAAAGUCAUCUCAUGUUCUGCUUAAUUGAAAGACUUGGCGGGUUGGUCUCACGUGCUUUGAUAAAUCGGCUGAAGUUGCCGUCCGACCAAGUGAAACGACUCUGCUCUUAUCAUAUGUUUGUUCGGUUUCAACACGGCCAAUGGAGCUCAGUAACUUACAAGCCAAUCAAGCCAAUGAAACCAAUCAAUGAAGUUGUGACAUUUUUGCACCUGGUUUAAUCAACAGCCUGAUCAACACCCCAAUCUAUCUUCCACGACAGCUUCAACCCCUUAGGAAUGCUCACUCGGAGGAAGCACGCCGGACCUGAAAGAGCGAGAAAUCCGGUGUUCGAAGACCGGAGCACCUACUAACGAGACUACAAGGUGUUGUGAACUGUGUGCUGUGAGAAAUCUCUGUUGGUAUUUCCUCAUACUCGAUGUUUCUUGCGAAAUGAAACAAUAUUACGAAAAGUUAGAGAGCGGAUUGACCUCCUCACAAUUUCCCCUGCCUUGUUGCUCGCUGUCUCGGCGUGUCGAAGGGAUAGUAUUUUGUUUAUGAUCGUGCCGAACUGACAAUAAACAUGCUCCUUAAAUUCUCCCCACAUGCGUCACCACAGAUUAAUUAUUUGGCAGGCCUGCGAGAUUGGUUUGUGGAGAGGCUUUGAGAGAGGAAAGGAUUAGCGCUCGUUUGAUUCACAAGAGACUAGGCUAGGUUCAGCAAGGGGUUUCUCGGUGCUUGUGGACUCAAAUAGAUUGAUGUAUAUUUUAAAUCUGGGAUCGAGAUUGGCGUUUCGUGGGGAGUAGUUACCGG
This is a messenger RNA of Cadophora gregata, 4191 nucleotides long. RefSeq lists its product as uncharacterized. The record is from RefSeq and is a predicted model, not a curated record. NCBI's taxonomy places the organism in Eukaryota, Fungi, Ascomycota, Leotiomycetes, Helotiales, Ploettnerulaceae. Bases 145 to 2988 code for a protein of 947 amino acids. The transcript is spliced from 2 exons.